Molecule: messenger RNA, 1208 nt
Organism: Halichondria panicea
Lineage: Eukaryota; Metazoa; Porifera; Demospongiae; Suberitida; Halichondriidae
Exons: 8
Coding region: 165-1145 (326 amino acids)
Biological process (GO): signal transduction
Molecular function (GO): protein binding
Source: RefSeq, a predicted model, not a curated record
GAAAAUAAAAGGAAGUACUUGGCUACUGGGCAGGGAUAACACGCCCAUCUUGAAUGAAAUUAGUGAACUUUGACCUGGGCUAACCUGUCUUUAAUAUAAUAAUGACCGGCUAGUUAGGAUCUGGAGACUACGUGGUGUUUGUGUACCCCACACACUAUUCUGUAAUGGCUGAUGUUAUGUUAGAUGAACUAACGACACGUUUCAACUUGCGAGAACACCAAUUCACAAUAGAAGUGUCCGACACUCAUCUCAACCAAAUAUCUGACUCCAUUGGUAACUGGCUGAAAUAUGCUGAGGCUUUGGAACUCAAGGCUUAUCAGAUUCAAGACAUUCAAACCAACAGAGAGAUUGACUACCUCAUGAGAAUACAAAGGGUUUUGAGGGUAUGGAAAACCAAUAACGCGUUCAAAGCUACAUACAAACAACUGGCCACUGUUGCUCUGAAUUUGGGGGAUAGUCAAACAGCGAUGCGAGUAUGUGAGCUGUGUAAAGAUUGCGUAGUUGAUGACUCUCCCCACACUUUUCCCUCCUUCAUUUCAUGGCUGACACACAAGGGGGUGUCUGGCAAGGACAUACAAACUCUGGCUGAUGAGGGAUUUUCUACUGCUCAAUGUUUUGAGUUGUUACUACCUGAAGAUCUCGAAGACAUGCCAUUGACUAAAGCAGGCAAGAGACUGCUUCCAAAACUGAUCACUGAACCAAAGGAAAAGAAACAAAAGCAACCUGUUGCUGGAGCUACUGGUUCUGUAGCGGGUCGGUCUGUUGGAGCUGUACCAAGACACCUUUAUAACAGCCCAGUAGUGAACGAACUCAACAAUGACUAUGACUACUCCCAAUGUGACUGCUCUAAUGCCUACAACACAAUGGUCCGAUGUAGUGUGAAGCUCAACCACGCCAUGUCUAAAGACCCAAAAGCACUUGCUCAGGCUCUAUAUGGUGAAGGAUUCAUCUCUCAAGCCACUAUGGACGAAACAAGCGAAUUGAACGAAACUAGAAACUCUAAGGGAAGUCGGUUGUACAGUGCAGUACUGGGCAGGGUUAGGAGUUUCCCCAGGAAGUUUGCAGACUUUGUGCAGAUACUGAGACGCGAUAGGAUACUUUAUAGUGAUGUAUUGAUAGAGAUAGAUGCAAUAUAUCAUGUUUGAUAAUUCUGGUUUUGUACUGGGGAGUUUUAAUGAGUUAACAAUGCGGUGCUUUUUAGUCUAAGA